UCUCUAAAAAAAUUGCAGAAAGUUGCAAAUGAUUUGAAGCUUCUUUGUUUGGUCCUGGUUUACCAAAAGAUACUUCUAUAUCAGAACAUUCAUGGGUUUGACCAGAAAAAGAACACGUAAACCAAGCCUUGCCGACGUAUCCUGUCUCCGACCAAAUCCAGAUCUCAAAAGCAAAAAAAAAAAACAACCACCAAUGGCGUCUGAGAACAACGAGCCCAGAUCCGAGGAAAUGCCGAGGAAGAUAGCACUGGUCACCGGAAUCACCGGCCAAGACGGAUCGUACCUCACCGAGUUCCUCCUCGAGAAAGGCUACGAAGUCCACGGCCUGAUCCGCCGAUCGUCCAACUUCAACACGCAGCGGAUCAACCACAUCUACAUCGACCCCCACAACGCCGACAAGGCUCUGAUGAAGCUCCACUACGCCGAUCUCUCCGACGCGUCCUCCCUCCGCCGCUGGAUCGACGUGAUCAAGCCCGACGAAGUCUACAACCUCGCCGCGCAGUCUCACGUCGCCGUCUCCUUCGAGAUCCCUGACUACACCGCCGACGUGGUCGCCACCGGCGCUCUCCGCCUCCUCGAAGCCGUCAGAUCUCACACCGUCGACAGCGGUCGCACCGUCAAGUACUACCAGGCCGGAUCUUCGGAGAUGUUCGGAGCCACUCCGCCUCCGCAGGCCGAAACGACGCCGUUUCACCCCAGAUCUCCCUACGCAGCGUCCAAAGUCGCUGCGCAUUGGUACACCGUUAACUACCGCGAGGCCUACGGUCUCUUCGCGUGUAACGGGAUCUUGUUCAACCACGAGUCGCCACGUCGCGGAGAGAACUUUGUCACGAGGAAGAUCACGAGAGCCUUGGGGAGGAUCAAGGUGGGUUUGCAGAGGAAGCUCUUCCUCGGGAACCUCCAGGCUUCGAGAGACUGGGGGUUCGCGGGGGACUACGUGGAGGCGAUGUGGAUGAUGCUGCAGCAGGAGAAGGCGGAUGAUUACGUGGUGGCCACGGAGGAGUCGCAUACGGUUGAGGAGUUUCUCGAGGUUUCGUUUGGGUACUUGGGGCUUAACUGGAAGGAUCAUGUGGAGAUUGAUAAGAGGUACUUUAGGCCGUCUGAGGUUGAUAACUUGAAAGGAGAUGCGAGCAAGGCCAAGGAAGUGUUGGGGUGGAAGCCCAAAGUGGGGUUUGAGAAGCUUGUGAAGAUGAUGGUUGAUGAAGAUCUUGCGCUUGCUAAGAGGGAGAAAGUUCUUGUUGAUGCUGGUUACAUGGAUGCUCAGCAGCAGCCUUGAUUCAGAUUCUGAUUCGAAAUUUUCUGUCUUUUUUUUCUAAAAAAAUAUUUAUUUUUUGCUUUUAAUGGUUUGUUUUGUUGUGUCUUGUCGUUUUAUUAAGUUAUAUCCAAUUUGUUUCCCUCAAUGAGUUGAGGAUGAAGCAAUAGUGAGUUUUGUAUGGAAGGGGUUAGAGGAAGGACGUCCUCUGUUCUUUCUAGUCUUUGUAUCUCCUAAAGCUUCAUCAAACAAAAUUGUCUCUUUUACUUUUCCCUUGA
This is a messenger RNA of Brassica rapa (field mustard), 1530 nucleotides long. RefSeq names its product GDP-mannose 4,6 dehydratase 1. Gene Ontology annotation, biological process: 'de novo' GDP-L-fucose biosynthetic process. Lineage: Eukaryota; Viridiplantae; Streptophyta; Magnoliopsida; Brassicales; Brassicaceae. The record is from RefSeq and is a predicted model, not a curated record. Gene Ontology annotation, molecular function: GDP-mannose 4,6-dehydratase activity.